AUGAGUCCGAAUGUGGAUGGCACCGUUCCGGAACAAUUUGAUCCGGACGACUUGAGAGAGCUGAUACGUGCUACCAGACAGUGGCAGCGUGGAAGAACAGUACCUACAUACCUCGGAACUGUUACCCAAGUCAUACACGAAAUCAUUCCACGCCUAUGGAAGGACGAUAUACCCGAGUUUCCUUCCCCUGAGAAGGUCAAGAAGGAAGCCACGGAAAAAUCCCGCAUAGUUUUUGCCUACUGGGCCUUUCUCAAUCUAAUUCUUGAACGUCACGAGGCGACCAUACAAAAACGAUGGACCAAGAAAACGCGUCAGCAACGCCUUCAGAUUCUCCUCGCACUUUGGCCAAACAUGCCUGAACAGCAUCGCCCUGACUGGAAAGCCUUUGAACUAGAGCACCAGGCCACAAGGAGUUCUAGAGACGGCUCCAAGUACAAGGAUUGGUUCAUGUGGCCUGAUAUUAACCAAGAAGACUUGUCGCAGACCAAACUGAUGUUUUUGCUACUGAAUUCACGUGGCAGAAACCUGCCCUCAGUCUUUGCCGCGGCUGACUGGGAAGCAAUGCAUGUUGGCCAAGUCACUGAGGGACUAGCACCUCCUUUUGUCCCUGGGCUUACCAUGGUGAUGAAUGGUGUUACGGCACCUUCAAAGUAUGGUAGACUGGUGCAUUGGAGCAGUAUAAGCCCACAAGAAAUGUGGGUCUACACUGGCUUACAAUUCUGGGUUGGGGAAGGACUAUUAGUUCUCAAAGCUCAACUUGAAAUCUUGAAUUUCCUGGUUAAAUUCUGCCUUCAAUUGCUCCCCGAAGCUCCUCCAGAAGUUUUGAUGAGCAGUGACUAUCCCAUCCAGCCAGAGCCAUCUUUGAAGACUGGCAUUAAUGAGUCAGGAUACUAUUCUAUGGCGGUAAUGGCUGCCGAGGCAUCAUACAAGGUCCCCUCGGACAUUGACUUCAAUCGUCUUGCUUCCCUACUCGAAGCACAGAUGUCAGCGAUUGAAGAUCAUAUUUGGUCUUUACGUGAGGACCCGGAAUAUUUCAAAGUGGAGCUGCUUGAGAAGAGAGACCAUUCAUUUGAAUCAGUCAAGACUGCAGAUGGGAAAGAACAUCCUCUCAAUCGCAAGGUGAAUGAGGACAAGCUAUGGGGCGCGUUAGUGACUCGAAUCGCUGCUGAAAGCUAUGAGAGGCUCGAACAUAUGACUCAACUGCACCGUCAAGCACGGGAAUUGGGUGUGCUCCAGGAGAAGUACAAACACGAGAUCAAGCCGGAAAAGAUGCUUCCUGAAGAAUAUCGCAAUGCUCUCUAUUACUUCCGGUUUUCUCUAAAGAAGUCAACGAAUCACGCGAUAAAAACGUUCCAAGUCGAGUUCGAAUGCUCCCCCCCGAUGAGGAAGUUCUAUUGCCGAACCACUUCGCCCACCGGAGAAGACGAAUGCUACAUCCCUGAUCGUGGACGCUCAUUCUUUACUGACGUCCAAAAACGGCUAUUUUUCAUCAAGAGUACCUUGUGUUUGGACGAAGAACAUUGGGCAAGGCAAUCCACCAUCCUUGAUGAGCUCGAACGUCUCUUGAAGACCACUCCCGAGGCGGACAUGCUCAUCUCCGCUCAAGUCUACAAGACUAUAAGUUACUUAUCCAUUCUCUCACAAUGCACGAAGCAGUUAGACCUUUAUCAACCUUGGUCCCGAUAUUAUCAUUACCAGAUAGACUAUGAUAGCUAUCCUUUGGACGUUAAAAUUGAUUUCACCCAAGAACGCGACGCAGCAUUGAAGUCGCUGAAUGAGAUGGUUAAGGGAAUUCGAGGGAGAAAGAUUCCUUUGGAUACAUUGGGCCGUGCCGCUGAUCCCUCUGGCGGAAAGUUCAAAUACCCGUAUGAGAAACGUCGAACCAAGGAUACAGUCAACGCUUUGCGACGGACUGAAGCGAAUCUAGAUGCCGUCUGGGCCGAGAUCGACAGAUUGACCAACAUCACAAAGUUCCAAGAUCUUGCCCUCUAUCGUCUCCUUUCACAGCCUCGCAGUCUCCGGAGGACAGCAGAGUGGGUGGAGCCCGAGGAGACGAAGAACAAGGGACAACAGCCUAGUACGAACGACGACCUCUGGUUUCUCAAUCGCCCGCUAUCUAAUUUGUUCCUGGGUGAGUCUGAGCAACCAAAGAUUGAAAGGACAACAAAGAAGAGCAAGGAAAAAACCAAGACCAAGGGCGAGCCAUCCAAGACACAAAACAGCGACACGCCCGCAGUUGAAGUCCCAGAGCCUGAACCUGUUGACAAGCAGCCAACAUUCCAAGUCGAUGCACGAGCGCUCAAAGUCUUUCGCACCUUGUUUUUCAACCCUGAAGUAACAAGUUCUCCAGGCGAAAUCGCAUGGAAUGACUUUCUUCACGCCAUGGGCUCAACGGGCUUUAGGAUCGAGAAGCUGUAUGGUUCGGUGUGGCAGUUUCAACCUACUCAGCUGGAUGUCGAACGGGGUAUUCACUUUCAUGAACCGCAUCCAAAGGGAAAGAUUGAUUUCCAAAUCGCUCGACGAAAUGGACGGAGACUUGCGAGGACUUAUGGCUGGCAUGGUGGAAUGUUUACUCUAAAGAAGAAAUAG
Molecule: messenger RNA, 2589 nt
Organism: Fusarium poae
Lineage: Eukaryota; Fungi; Ascomycota; Sordariomycetes; Hypocreales; Nectriaceae
Exons: 1
Coding region: 1-2589 (862 amino acids)
Source: RefSeq, a predicted model, not a curated record